CGAGGCGAGGCGAGGCACGCCGACGCGCGACGGCCGACGACGAGAUGAGGCCGACACGCGUGCUCCGUUCAGGUCAGGUGCGGCGGCGAGAACCUUCCUUAUGACAUGGAUUUCGAGGCUCCUGAACUACAGUGUACCGGGUGUCCUCAACCAAGACAGUUGCGUGAUAUCGCGUCACACGCGUCGUCGUGAAACGCGCCGCGAGCGAAUGCACGAAAUCGUCAUUGCGAUAAAAAGGCACAAAACGAUUUUUCCAACGAGAAUCGUGUUAGGCUACUCAAAGUCUUCAGCUAUAACAAUCUGCGCGAGCUCGUUGUUGAACGAGCGACUCGACAGUGCGUGCAUGCUGAAUUCGGCGCGGUCGACCUUCCGUGAAGCGUUCAAGAUUGUCCCAAGGGUCCUUAUGGUAACCGGAAGACAAGGUGGCUAUCUUCCGACUGAGUUCCAAGGGCUGAAAGGCUGGCGACGUCGUUGGAUUCAUUCGGCCAUUACCUACAUUUAGAGGAACCAUGAUUAGCAGGAACGAUACCAUCCUGCGAGGAAUUGAAACGGAAUGCGAAAACGCGGGCUGCAGGCAUGAUAACAACAACGAUCGAAAUUGUUCUACGAGCGUUACGAGCAUCAGAAAGGAAGAUGCUCGCGUGGAAAGGAGCGAGAGCAAUCGCCAUCGGCCACAUAGAGCUCCGUUGGUUGGUUGGCAAAACGGAAGUCCUACAAUUUAUUCGAGUUUCCUCCAGCAAAGCGUGGAUUUCGACGAGACCAGCUUACCCUCGAAAAGCUGUUGUAAUGUACGUGAAAUUAAUUGUUUGGAUGCAAGCGAUACAACGGAGAGACCGAUUGACGCAAUCGAGUCGCUCGACUGUCGCUCGACUGUCGGGACGACAGUCAUCAAGCCGAUGAAACGGAGCGAUGCUUGGGACAAAAUUCAGGAGGCACCCGUGAUUGAUCGCGAGAGAUACGCCGACAGAGAUACAAGUAUAAGAAGAAAUCAAAAGCGAGUCAAGGAUUCCAUAGAUUCGUUAAGCAUCUCGGAGCGAGAGGAUUCGUCGAGUUUUACGGCGAGGGAGACAAAACGUAAGAAAGCGAAAGUGCCUGACGGCGGUUGGGGCUGGGUAGUCGUUUUAGCCUCUCUAAUUAUCUCCAUGGUGGCCGAUGGUGUCUCCUUCAGCUUCGGCUUGCUUUACAUCGAGUUCCUUCAUGAAUUUGGCGCCUCGAAAUCCAAGACCGCCUGGAUCGGGUCGCUCUUCAUGGCCGUGCCUCUUCUGUCCGGACCGAUCAUGUCUGCCCUUGUCGAUCGUUAUGGAUGCAGGAACAUGACCAUCGUUGGCGGUCUGAUAUCAGGGCUGGGCUUCAUCCUGAGUAUCUUUAGCAAUACCAUCGAGAUAAUGUACUUAACUUUCGGCGUGAUCGCGGGUCUCGGUCUUGGUUUGUGCUACGUCACCGCGGUUGUAAGCAUCGCCUUUUGGUUCGACAAGAAACGAACCCUAGCUGUAGGUCUCGGGGCAUGCGGCACUGGAAUCGGUACGUUUCUCUACGCUCCUAUGACUACGUAUCUGAUCGAGGAGUAUGGCUGGCGAGGCGCUUGUUUGCUCCUAGCCGGUACUUUCUUCAAUAUGAUCGUCGCGGGUACCGUUAUGAGAGAUCCGGAAUGGUGGAUUCUGGAGCAGCGCAAACAGGACCAAACUGCUCUGCCGAAGAAAUCCGCUCUCGGCCGCUCGGACGUAAGUUCGUCGGACGAGUUUCCAGGCGUCGAGGAGCUGAGAAAGCUCUUUAGAAGUGACCGCGCGCCUGAAUAUUUUUUACAAAAUCUAAGUACCAGUACUAAAGCGGUCGAUGGAGCGAAGAGGCAGACGACGAGUGUAGUUAAUUUACCAACUUUUGUAAAGCGAAGCGAAAAGGUGCCUUUGGAGGUAUUGGAGUUAUUGCUAUCCAAUUCUAGGCUGUACACUGUCAUUCUGGAGAAUUACCCCAGCCUCUUGUUGUGUAGAAGUUUGUCCGAUAAACAGCUGCAAGACUCGACGGGAGAGAUUUGUAAUAAAAGCGGCGUCACGAUGUCAAUGAGGCUUAAACGAGCAACGGAAUCGAAAGCGAUCGUUGAACAAAAAAAAGAUUCAACCUCCGUUCACGCUCCGACGAAACUUGUUUGCGCCAGAAAAAUAUCCAGGAAAGAAAUAGAGGAAACUAAUCCUUUGCUAGGAAAGGAAAUCAUGCAUACGGUCGCACCGAUUGAAAAAAAGAAAUCCGUGUCCACUCGACGCUAUGUCGAGCCACAGUCCAGUAAUGUCAUCAGGACAGACUCCUUACCUUGGCUCAGACGACAAUUCAGCACCAACACUCAUUAUUUCAAGGAUAUCAGAGUGCACAGAAAUUCCGUUAUGUAUCGCGGUGCUGCUUUAAAUCUGCACAAAUACAGGCUUAGAGCGAGUAGUUGUCCUGACAUCUAUAGAAAUAGUAUGACCACAUUGGCAAGAGAGAACGAACAGAAGUGGUACGCCGAACUGAUAGACUUAUUAAAAAGUAUGUUGGAUUUCUCCAUGUUUUUCGAAUUGCAUUUCCUGUUAAUGUCAUUGUCGACGAUAUUGUUAUUCACAUGGUUCAUUGUACCGUAUUUUUACCUGGCGGAGCAUAUGACUAGAAACGGUUACGCCGAGUCCGAUGCCGCUAAUCUUCUCAGCAUCAUCGGUAUAACCAAUACCAUCGGAAUGAUUGGUCUAGGCUGGGCUGGCGAUCAAUCCUGGAUGAAUGUCAGCAAGACAUAUGCUUGGUGCCUGAUAGCCUGUGGAGCAGCUACUAUAUUGAUGUCUGUGUUCACUCAACAUUACGUAUUUCUAUCGAUAAGCUCGGCAGCUUUCGGUCUUUUCUUUGCCAGUAAUUUUAGUUUCACGCCCGUUAUAUUAGUAGAAUUGAUUCCUUUAGAAAGAUUCACUACCGCUUAUGGUCUUAGCUUAUUGUGUCAAGGAAUCGGUAAUCUUUUGGGACCUCCAUUGGCUGGAUGGUUCUUUGAUGUGACCGGUUCAUGGGAACUUUCUUUCCUGAUGGCUGGUGGUUGGAUCAUUGUCUCUGGAAUCUUGGUAGGUAUUAUACCGUAUACAAGAAAUCGUAAGAUUUUCGGUAGUGGACCAAUCGAGAUGGAACGAACGAAUGGCGAUGAUUGUUCGGCAUAGAGAACAAAAAUACACUUUUAUUACGUUUAUAAAUUGCGCAUUGGCAUCAGAUAGAACAAAAUUAAUGAAUGAAAUCAAAUUUUAAUUAAUCUAAUGUGUCAUUCGAAAGAAUCUCACUCCGUUUUAUAUCGAGCGAGCAGUGCUUAUACAUGUACGUGUGUGUGUGUGUGUGUAUGAUAUACAGGAUCUCUGCAUACAGUGCCAAAAUUAUUGCUACAGUGACUUCAGUAUAUGAAAACAAGUCGAAAAUGUCUAAUAAACAUAUAUAUGUUCGAUUCCGAACGGUUUUGGAGUUACGGGAUAUUGAAGUAGGAAAACAUGAAUCGUAGUAAAUGUUGUUUAAUGUUCGUUAUUCUAUUGUUUUGAAUCCUGAAUCUUUUUCUAUAGACUAAAUCUUUCAUUCCUAUUCCCGAAAU
Molecule: messenger RNA, 3580 nt
Organism: Trachymyrmex cornetzi
Lineage: Eukaryota; Metazoa; Arthropoda; Insecta; Hymenoptera; Formicidae
Exons: 7
Coding region: 510-3164 (884 amino acids)
Biological process (GO): monocarboxylic acid transport; transmembrane transport
Molecular function (GO): monocarboxylic acid transmembrane transporter activity
Source: RefSeq, a predicted model, not a curated record